GGCACUGAGCUGUAAUCAAAGCAGGCACACAGGUCGAACUUUAUUAGCGGCCACUCGAUAGCCCAGGCUAACAAGGACGAGAACCACCACGCCGACAUUGCAGAAAGAGUGAGACGGGAAUGGUGGAGAGGUCUUCUCAGGCAGCGGACAGCCUCCCGAGGGCCCGAGGAGGAAGCGCCAAGUGAUAAUUUCUUCAUUACCUUUUGGAUCGGAAAGGUUGAUACAGGGUACAUUUUGCAGAACCAAAACUCAACGAAAGACCAUCUCCCUGUGUCGUGAGAGUCUUGAGGAUCCUGCCAUGGGCAAGACCGGACAGAGUACAGUGGACUUAAACUCCCCGAGUGACGUCAAGCAAGCGGUUCCCUUUGAGGAAAUGGAGCACGCGGCGCCCCCUGUGGACCAAGAGAAGCAAAAAGAGGAACCCCCUGACCGAGGCAGCUGGAAGGGCAAGUUUGACUUUCUGCUGUCGUGCGUGGGGUACGCCAUCGGCUUGGGGAACGUCUGGAGGUUCCCGUAUUUGUGUGGCAAAAAUGGUGGAGGAGCGUUUUUGAUCCCGUAUUUCCUGACUCUGGUGUUUGCUGGGAUACCGCUCUUCCUGCUGGAGACAUCUCUGGGACAGUUCACUUCAGUGGGAGGUCUGGGGGUGUGGAAGCUCCUGCCGAUGAUGAAGGGUGUGGGUCUGGCCGCAGUGGUUCUCUCCUUCUGGCUCAACAUCUACUACAUCAUUAUCAUAGCCUGGGCUCUCUACUAUUUGUUCAACUCCUUUAGUUCAGAGUUGCCCUGGCAAAACUGCGACAAUCCUUGGAACACCGACAAGUGUUUUUGCAACUACAGCCUGACGGACACCACCAACCUGACAAGCGCCGUCACAGAGUUUUGGGAGCGUAACAUGCACCAGCUGUCCAGCGGCCUGGAGGAGCCUGGGGAGAUCCGUUGGCCCCUGGUGGGCACCCUGGCGCUCGCCUGGGUCCUCGUCUACUUUUCAAUAUGGAAGGGAGUGGAAUGGACGGGGAAGGUGGUGUAUUUCUCAGCUACCUAUCCUUACUUCAUGCUCUUCAUACUGUUCUUCCGAGGGGUCACCCUACCCGGAGCCAUCGACGGUAUCCGUUUCUACAUCACUCCGGACUUUAAUAAGCUCAUCAGCUCAGAGGUGUGGCUGGAUGCCGCCACUCAAAUCUUUUUCUCCUACGGCCUGGGUCUUGGCUCACUCAUUGCACUGGGGAGCUACAACAACUACAAUAAUGAUGUCUACAAGGACUCCAUCAUCGUGUGUUGCAUCAACUCCUUCACCAGCAUGUUUGCAGGCUUUGUUAUCUUCUCCAUUGUGGGUUUCAUGUCGUACAUCACCAAGAAGCCAGUUCAUGAGCUCGCCGCUUCGGGUCCCGGUUUGGCGUUUUUGGCGUACCCUCAGGCGGUUACGCAGCUGCCCAUGUCGUCCCUGUGGGCCAUCCUCUUCUUCUCCAUGCUAAUGAUGUUGGGCUUGGACAGCCAGUUUUGCACAGUGGAAGGUUUCAUCACAGCUCUGAUGGACGAGUAUCCCUUAUUACUAAGGAAGCGGAAGAAGGUGUUCAUCCUGAUUGUCUGCUUUGUGUCCUUCAUCAUUGGGUUCUCUAACGUCACACAGGGCGGCUUGUACGUCUUCAAGCUGUUCGACUACUACUCGGCCAGCGGAAUGUGCCUCCUUUACCUCGUCUUUUUUGAAACCUUCUCCAUCGCCUGGCUCUACGGAGCCGAGAGGUUCUACAAGGACAUCGAGGACAUGAUCGGUUACCGACCCUGCAUUUGGUGGAAGCUCUGCUGGAAGUUUUUCACGCCGCUCAUCUGCCUGGGUGUGUUUACCUUCAGCGCUGUGGAGAUGACACCCCUUACUCUGGGCAACUACGUUUACCCCGUGUGGGGCCAAACCAUCGGCUGGUUCAUGGCCUUUUCUUCUAUGGUGCUGAUCCCGGGCUACGUCGUCUACAUGCUGUACAUCACACCUGGGAGCAUCAAGGAGCGCUGGAAGAGGAUGACGGCGGCGCAGCAGGAAGACAAACCGAAGGGUCACGAUGUUUUUAAGCACACUGGGAAUGUUGGUGAAGCCCUCGUCUAGCCCCCUCCUUUCCCUAAAAUAAUAAAUCAUGUCAGGCCAGAUUUAGUGACAUUUGAAACGUGGAUGUAGCACUUUUUUAGGACAUUUUACAGUCCAAAACGGGAACUGAAGGCCAUAUACAGUGGGGGAAAUAAGGAUUUAGUCAACCACCAACUGCGCAAGU
This is a messenger RNA of Corythoichthys intestinalis (scribbled pipefish), 2255 nucleotides long. It is a transcript of the gene slc6a1l, whose product is annotated as solute carrier family 6 member 1, like. Gene Ontology annotation, biological process: sodium ion transmembrane transport. NCBI's taxonomy places the organism in Eukaryota, Metazoa, Chordata, Actinopteri, Syngnathiformes, Syngnathidae. The record is from RefSeq and is a predicted model, not a curated record. The coding region runs from base 299 to 2092 and encodes 597 amino acids. The transcript has 15 exons. Gene Ontology annotation, cellular component: plasma membrane.